AUGAGUGAACCGCUACCUAUAAAAUUCCAAGAGCAUGCACAACUGCAAUCUCUUGGUGUCAAUGCCGCGAGUAUUGGCUUCAACACGCUGACCAUGGAAUCUGAACGGUUCAUUUGCGUGCGUGAGCAAGUCAAUAAUGCCAACCAGGUGGUCAUCAUCGACCUUCAGAAUAACAAUGAAAUCAUGAGACGACCUAUUACGGCUGAUUCCGUUAUUAUGCACCCCACUACCAAAGUGAUGGCGCUCAAGGCUGCACGACAGCUUCAAGUGUUCAAUCUCGAGAUGAAGUCCAAACUCAAGUCGCAUAUGAUGCAUGAGGAUGUUGUUUUCUGGAAGUGGAUCAACUUGAAGACGCUUGGUUUGGUGACCGAAACCGCCGUCUAUCAUUGGUCUAUCGAAGGCGAUGCUCCUCCCGCCAAAGUGUUUGACAGACAUUCGAGCUUGGCUGGUUGCCAAAUUAUCAAUUAUCGAAGUUCCACAGACGAAAAAUGGCUCGUUCUCAUUGGUAUUUCCGCUCAGCAAGGCCGUGUCGUCGGUUCCAUGCAGUUAUACUCCAAGGAUCGUGGCGUCAGUCAACCUAUCGAAGGUCAUGCUGCUGCCUUUGCCGAGUUGCGUCUCGAAGACUCUCAGACUCCCACCAAACUCUUCACAUUUGCUGUUCGUUCUGCCAAUGGUGCAGCCAAGUUGCAAGUCAUUGAAGUCGAUCAUCAAGAGGGUAACGCUCCUUUCCAAAAGAAGGCUGUCGAUGUAUUUUUCCCACCGGAAGCCGCCAGUGAUUUUCCCGUCGCUAUGCAAAUUAGUCACAAAUACGGUAUCAUUUACCUUGUUACAAAGAUGGGCUUCAUUCACUUGUACGAUUUGGAAACCGGCACUUGUAUUUAUAUGAACCGUAUCAGUGGCGAUACCAUUUUCGUCACGGCUGAAUACGAACCGACGUCCGGUAUCAUCGGUGUAAACAAGAAGGGUCAGGUGUUGUCUGUCUCCUUGGAUGAGAAUACCAUCAUUCCUUAUAUUAUCAAUACAUUGAACAACACCGAGUUGGCGCUGAAGCUGGCUUCGCGAGGCGGUCUUUCCGGCGCUGAUGACUUGUACAUUCAACGUUUCAACCAACUCUUCUCGUCGGGCGCCUAUGGCGAAGCUGCCAAAGUAGCGGCCAAUUCUCCCAGGGGCAUACUUCGUACAGUCCAAACCAUUGAGCGAUUCCGACAAAUUGCAGCCACGCCCAACCAGUUAUCUCCUAUUUUGCAGUAUUUCGGUAUCUUGUUGGAAAAGGGCGGCCUCAACAAAUAUGAAUCCUUGGAGCUUGCCAAACCUAUUUUGACUCAAAACCGCAAGCCUUUGCUUGAAAAGUGGCUAAAGGAAGAUAAAUUGGAAUGCAGUGAAGAGCUUGGUGACUUUGUGAAACAAUACGAUUCCGUACUUGCUUUAUCCGUGUAUUUGCGCGCCAAUGUUCCUAACAAGGUGGUGGUCUGCUUUGCCGAGAACCGACAAUACGACAAGAUUCUUGCCUAUGCCAAGACGGUGGGGUUCACUCCCGAUUACAGCUCCUUGCUCUACAACGUUGCCCGUACCGAUCGUGAUAAGGCCGCCGAUUUUGCUGCCGCUCUUGUCAACGAUGAGAACGGUCCUCUCAUUGAACCCGAUAAGGUUGUCGAUGUGUUCCUUUCGCAAAACAUGAUCCAGCAAGCGACUUCCUUCUUGUUGGAUUAUUUGAAGGGUGAUCGUGAGCAGGAUGCGGCUUUGCAAACCCGUGUUCUGGAAAUGAAUUUGAUCCACGCUCCCCAGGUGGCGGAUGCUAUUCUGGGAACUGGCAUGUUGACGCACUAUGAUCGUGUCUUGAUCGGUUCGCUUUGUGAAAAGGCUGGAUUAUAUCAGCGUGCGCUUGAACAUUACUCCGACAUUCACGACAUCAAACGCAUUAUUCCUCACACCCAUUUGAUGCAAGCGGACUGGCUUGUCAACUACUUUGGCAACCUAUCCGUUGAUCAGACAUUGGAAUGUCUCAAGGAGAUGUUGACCAAUAACCUUCGUCAGAACCUCCAAGUGGUGGUACAAAUAGCCAUCAAGUAUUCUGAGCAAUUGCAAGCUCAUAAUCUCAUUGACUUGUUUGAAUCAUUCAAGAGCAACGAAGGAUUGUACUAUUACUUGGGCUCCAUUGUCAACGUCAGCCAGGAUCCUCUUGUCCAUUUCAAAUAUAUUCAAGCUGCCUGCCGCACUGGCAAUAUCCGCGAAGCCGAACGUAUCUGUCGUGAAAGCAACUACUAUGAUGCGGAGAAAGUCAAGAACUUUUUAAAGGAAGCUAAAUUGAGUGAUCAACUUCCUUUGAUCAUUGUUUGCGAUCGCUUUGGCUUUGUGCAUGAUCUCGUGUUGUACCUCUACCAUAACAACCUCCAAAAAUUCAUCGAAGUGUAUGUUCAAAAGGUGAAUCCUUCUCGUACACCUGAAGUGGUGGGCGGCUUAUUGGAUGUGGGUUGUGAUGAAGAUGUGAUCAAGAAUCUUCUCAUGUCUGUCAAGGGGGAUAUUCCGGUUGGCAAGUUGUGCGAGGAAGUCGAACAGCGAAACCGCCUCAAGUUGCUUUUGCCCUGGCUCAAUCUUCGUGUCACCGAAGGCAGCCAAGAUCCCGAAGUAUACAACGCAUUGGCCAAGAUUUACAUUGAUACCAACAACAAUCCUGAACCAUUUUUGAAGGAGAAUGAGUUCUACCAACCUCGAGUGAUUGGUCGCUACUGUGAGAAGCGCGAUCCCUAUCUGGCUUACAUCUGUUACGAAAAGGGACAGUGUGAUUAUGAACUUAUCAACAUCACCAAUGAAAACUCCAUGUUCAAGCACCAGGCCCGUUAUUUGGUGCAUCGUCGUGAUCAAGAUCUCUGGAGCUUUGUUCUUCAGGAAAACAAUGAUAACCGUCGCGAAUUGAUCGAUCAGAUCGUGGCCACGGCUCUUCCCGAGUGCACCGAUCCUGAUGAUGUGUCUACGACCGUCAAGGCUUUCAUGACAGCCAACUUGCCUAAUGAAUUGAUCGAACUUUUGGAAAAGAUCGUGUUGGAAAGCAGUGCCUUUAACGAUAACAAGACCUUGCAAAACUUGUUGAUCUUUACUGCUGUCAAGGCUGAUCCUACGCGUGUCAUGGACUAUAUUUCGCGCUUGGAUAACUUUGACGCUUCCGAUGUGGCCGAAGUUUGUAUCGGUGAAAACUUGAACGAGGAAGCAUUUGCCAUUUUCAAAAAGUACAACGUGAAUGCCAACGCUGUCAAUGUGCUCAUUGAAAAGAUUGGCGAUCUUGACCGUGCCUACGAAUUUGCUGAACGAUGCGACCAGCCUGAGGUGUGGAGCAAGUUGGCCAAGGCUCAAUUGGAUAAUAUGCGUGUGAAGGAAGCCAUUGAUUCCUAUAUUCGUGCCAACGAUACUUCCAAUUACAUGGAGGUCACUCAGAACGCUUCGAUGGACGGCAAAUGGGAAGAUCUCGUGCGUUAUUUGCAGAUGGCUCGCAAGCAGUCGCGUGAGCCUUUCAUUGAAACCGAACUGUUGUACGCUUACGCCAAGACGGACCGCCUGGCUGAUUUGGAAGACUUUAUUGCUUCGCCCAACAUUGCUCAGAUCCAGCAAGUCGGUGAUCGUUGUUUCCAAGCUCACAUGUUCGAGGCGGCCAAGAUCCUUUACAGCAGCAUUUCCAACCACGCUAGCUUGGCCACGACUUUGGUGCAACUCAAGGACUACCAGGGUGCUGUCGAUUGUGCUCGCAAGGCCAACAGCACCAAGGUGUGGAAGGAAGUGAAUGCCGAAUGUAUUUUGCAGCACGAAUUCCGUCUUGCCCAGAUUUGCGGUCUUCACAUCAUUGUUCACGCCGAAGAAUUGGAAGCGUUGGUCAAGACAUAUGAAAACAAUGGUUUCUUUGAAGAAUUGAUCAAGCUUCUGGAAGCCGGUCUUGGUUUGGAACGCGCUCACAUGGGUAUGUUCACGGAACUUGCCAUUUUGUAUGCCAAGUAUGCUCCCGAGAAGAUGAUGGAACAUUUGAAACUGUUCGUAUCCCGCAUCAACAUUCCCAAGGUCAUCAAGGCGUGCAAUGACGCUCAUCUUUGGCGCGAAGUCGUGUUCUUGUAUGUGCACUACGAUGAAUUCGAUAAUGCGGUGGUGGCCAUGAUGGAUCAUGCUACCGAUUCUUGGGAACAUUCCGCUUUCAAGGAUAUCAUUGUCAAGGUGUCCAAUGUCGAACUGUACUACAAGGCCCUACGUUUCUAUCUCAACGAGCAUCCUUUAUUGCUGAACGAUCUUUUGGCGGUGAUGGUACCUCGUAUCAAACAUACUCGUGUGGUGCAACUGUUUGAAAAGUCGGAUAACAUUCCCUUGAUCAAACCUUACUUGGUGUCUGUGCAAGAAACCAACAACAAGGCGGUCAACGGUGCUUUGAACGAACUGUAUAUUGAAGAAGAAGAUUACGAGUCUCUGAGAGAUUCGAUCGAUAAUCACGAUAACAUUGACACCUACGACCUUGCUCAACGCCUGGAGAAACACGAAUUACUCGAGUUCCGACGAAUUGCCGCCCAUUUAUACAAGAAGAACCGACGAUGGAGACAAUCGAUUGCGUUGUCCAAGGAAGAUCGCUUAUUCAAGGAUGCCAUGGAAACCGCGGCGGAAUCCAAAGAUCGCGAUGUGGCCGAAGAAUUGCUCCAAUACUUUAUCGAAGUUGGCAAGCGAGAAUGCUUUGCUGCUAUGCUGUAUACUUGUUACGACUUGAUGAGACCUGAUAUCGUGAUGGAACUCGCCUGGCGUCACGGUCUCAAUGAUUUUGCUAUGCCCUAUAUGAUUAAUACUUUGAAGGAACAGUUCAGCAAGAUUGAAAUGUUAGACAAGGAUGUGAAGGAUCUUAAGGAGAAGAUGAGCAAGCACGAAAGUGAGAAUGAAAAUGCAUCCAAUGUUCCUGCUAUUGCCGGCGCAGGGUUAGGCAAUCCUCUGAUGUUAACCGCUGCCCCCACCGGAGGUUCUCUACCUCAACAACAAUCUCCCAUUAACUGGGGUUAA
Messenger RNA from Radiomyces spectabilis, 5016 nucleotides. RefSeq lists its product as uncharacterized. Lineage: Eukaryota; Fungi; Mucoromycota; Mucoromycetes; Mucorales; Radiomycetaceae. Gene Ontology annotation, biological process: receptor-mediated endocytosis; Golgi to endosome transport; intracellular protein transport. The record is from RefSeq and is a predicted model, not a curated record. Bases 1 to 5016 code for a protein of 1671 amino acids. The transcript has 15 exons. Gene Ontology annotation, cellular component: actin cortical patch; clathrin coat of trans-Golgi network vesicle; clathrin coat of coated pit. Gene Ontology annotation, molecular function: clathrin light chain binding; structural molecule activity.